AUGGACAAGCUCUUCCUUUGCCAGUCCUGUAUGAAACUAUGCGACAAGUUGACAACGUACAGGGGGAAUGCCAUAGCACAUGUUGAAAGAGUGACUACAGAAUCUUGUCGAGCUAAAAGAUGUGCCAAUACACCAGUUGAGACUCUGCAAACACUGUCUAGGAGUCCAAGUGCUGCUGAAAGUAUUACCCUCUCUGUCGAGAAACUGAAACUCUCAGAUGGAACAGAUCAAUUCAGAAGCAAGAGUGCCACUGCUCAAAAAGCAAGACAGAGCAUACAGUUUCAGGACCAUUCCUAUGCAGUGAAAAAUAAGUCCAGAAGUCCAAGUGCUGCAGAAACUAUUAUCCACUCUGUUGAGAAACUGCAACUAUCAGAUGAUAGAGAUAAAAGCAGAAGCAGUAGUGCCACGGCCCCAACAGCAAAAAGGAGCAUUCUAGGCGAUGAUAGCAACUGCAGCAACAAUAUAUGGUAUGAUUCUGCACUGUCGAAACAAACAAGUGUCUGGUUUACAACGACUGCUGACUACAGUGUGUAUACGAUACAAUGCAGACAACAAGAUGAUUGUGCCCUCAACAACAAUGACAACGGUACAUCAAUUUUGCUUCUGACGCAUCUCAAUAAAGUACACCUCACGUUGAGUGAAGAGUCGAAGAGAAAACUUAUCCAGGAUUUUGGCGAUAAGUCAGAAAAUUCUAUCAUCAGUGCCAUCGCAGAAGGACAUGAUGGAAAAUUAAAUGGUGACAACCUUGAUAUAAGAGUCAAUACUAUUAAUGACAUGAGAAUGGAUGUUACCAGUAGGAACAAGGACUAUCAUUUUUUCGCUACAGACUUUACCCUUGACAGAGUAAACUUAGACCAUUUAAGUAAGGUUACUCCUAAUGUUGAGGCAGUACAAGCUCGAUGCUUUUUGCCGAAUGAUGAGGAACAACACUACUACAAAAAGAGCCUUAAAAUACUCCUUGGACGUGAGCUCCAGAAGCUUGAUGGUUUCAAAUGGAUGUCUAGUCUCAUCCCAGCACAUAUUCCACACCCACUAGAUGAAGAGAUGAAAAAAAAGUCUGACAUUUUCAUUCUUCCAGUGUCUCUGAACAAUGAGACGACAUAUUCAGAUUGCGUCAAGAUUAUGGAUGAAUGUUCUGGCUCAAUCAACAGAUGGUAUACGAAAGCUGGAAGAGUUGGAGAUUUAGACGAGUUGAAGGUACCAUUUGGGGGUGACCAGCUGACACGUGUCCGGCUGCAGGGGGCCAAGUCACUACGUGCAGGUGCCCAUACAGCAACUGAGCGUUUUGAUCAUCUGCACCCUAUCAUUGUGGAGCUCUUUCAUACUCUCCAAGACUUCUUAGUGAAAAUGGCGAAAAAGUUCCUGAACCUCCAGUGUGGACGCGACCAAGGUACAUUGGGUAACAUGAAAAUUCAGAUCCAGAGAUCCAAUGUCAAUGGAAAUGUGAAAAGUCGCUAUAAGGCACAUGAAGACUUUGUUGUAACGUGUGGGCUGAGUUACUUCCUGUCAUACAUAAUGCACCAUUUCAACAUGGCUACAAUCACAGACAGUCGCAAGCACAACAGCAUCACUGAAGGGCUAUCAAACUGGACAAAUGUGAACAAAAUGAAGGUCUUCAAUACAUUAAUGGAGGAGAUACUUACUGAUCUUUAUAUUCCAUUUGAUGUCCAGGGAAUGGAACAAGAUGACAGUCAUGAAGUUGAAGUCACUAUCCAGGAACAUGAAACACUGCAAUGCUAUCAGUAUACAGCAAAUGUUACAGAUGGGAAAAAUGUUAACAUUCCACUGAACAUAAAUGGUUGUGACUUAGUUGUUGUGACGAAUUUGGAAUCUUUGAAGAAAGGAUGUUCAUUGAAAGUAGUUAAUACAGAGAUAAAUGUUAUGUUGAAAAUGGUUGAAAAGAAUGAUGAUCUAUUGAAUUAUGUCAAGAAUUUUCUUCAAUGGUUUUUCAUCAUUGUACAAAUGAAAGAUGCAGUUCGUGAGGGUGAUGUUAAACGGAUCAGUAUUGUUCUUAAAAACAUGAUUCCAUUUUUUUACAGUCAUUCAAGGUUGUCCAAAUAUCUAACAGAAUGCAUAGAUUACAUCCUUAAGACAGAGCAUACAUUGUCUCCAUAUAUGUCACUCAAGGUACAAGCAGGAUCUGUUGUAAAUCCAAAAGGUAGGCCUGGUAAAAACAAGGCUGCAGAUAUUCAAAAGGAAAAUGAAGUCAAAUUAUUGAAAACACUUAUCCGUUCUCUUGGUGCAAACAAAACUGAGAAAUCGAUAGUUGCAAUUACUAAAGCAGCACCGGAAAUAUUUCGAAUAACGGAAAACUUUGAGAGUAUGAUCAAAUUAAAGGCUGUAAAAAGUUCUCACAAGGCUAAGUCAAUGGCGGAUGACAUACAGAUUCUGCUUGGGAAAAUAAAUCCGUUAGAUAUUUGGACACCUCACCAUGAUCGUCAGUUACAACAGAAAGUCCCAAGGUCACCAUUUGCUUUUGACAAAGCAGGCUUGAUAUAUAUAAUUGAGAUUACUGUCAAGCGACUGCUCCGAGAUUUGCCUGUCAAUAACGAUGAAGACGAGGAAAAUGAAGAUGAAUAAAAUAAUUGU
Mya arenaria is the source of this 2589-nucleotide messenger RNA. RefSeq lists its product as uncharacterized. The record is from RefSeq and is a predicted model, not a curated record. NCBI's taxonomy places the organism in Eukaryota, Metazoa, Mollusca, Bivalvia, Myida, Myidae. The transcript has 11 exons. The coding region runs from base 1 to 2580 and encodes 859 amino acids.